AUGCCAAGCGUCGCAUCGACCUCGACUUCAGGUUUCGACACGCUCCGACGAGAGGAUGCAUUCCGAAAUCCUUCUAAAACAGCUAAUGAAGUGCCGAUUCUACAAGAGCUCGUAGCGCCUCAUAUCGAGUCUUUCAAUGCUCUGUUUGACGACUCUAAUUUAACACUCGAGGAUGGAGACGGAAAAGGGUUAUUAUCACUAGGAAUAAAAGAUAUCGGGUCCAAGGUCGUGUUCGACGGAAGUGGAACGCUCGGAGAAUCCAGUGGUGCCGCCGGGUGGGGGAACCGGUUGUCCAUACGGAUCAGUGAUAUUGCGAUCGGACGUCCUAUGGUAUCAGACAAGGAUAGGAACGUUGUCGAGCGUCAAGUUUAUCCGUCCGAGGCUCGUGAACGGCUAACGUCCUACCGAGGGAAAUUGACCGUAAAAUUGGCAUGGUCAGUCAACGGAGGGCCAGAACAUGAAGAGUCCAGGGAUUGUGGUUUACUACCUAUCAUGGUCAGAUCAAACCGGUGCAACCUUCGAGGUCUCAGCUCUGCUCAACUCGUACAAAAGCACGAAGAACCAGAAGAAUUCGGAGGGUAUUUUAUUAUCAACGGAAACGAACGGUUAAUCCGGUACCUCAUCCUUCCUCGACGAAACCAUGUUAUUUCGAUCAUUCGAAAUUCGUUUAUGAACCGAGGACCUUCGUUCACACCCUACGGUGUCGCGAUACGCUGUGUCAGACCAGACCAAACCUCUGUCACUAACUCACUAAACUACCUCUCGAACGGAUCAGCGAUGUUGAGAUUUAGUUGGAGGAAACAAGAGUAUAUGAUCCCCGUUAUGCUCAUCCUUAAAGCGCUUGUCAGUGCAUCUGAUAGAGAAAUCUUCGAGGGAGUUAUGAUGAAGGAUUACGACAAUACUUUCUUGACGGAUCGCAUGGAGCUCUUGCUAAGGAGUUUCAAGGCAUUUAAUUUACAUACUGGAGACCAGUGUUUGGAGUACUUGGGUGACAAGUUCCGAGUUGUGCUUGGCCAACCAGAAGACCACGAUAACAUGACUCUCGGACAUUGGUUGAUCGAGAAGAUUAUCUUGGUGCACCUAGAUUCACCAAGAGACAAGUUCCGAAUGCUACUGUUCAUGCUACGGAAACUCUUUGCUCUUGUUUCUGGAGAAUGCGCGGCAGAUAAUCCUGAUUCGCCCCAGCAUCAAGAAGUUCUCUUGCCUGGAUUUCUCUAUGGAAUGAUCAUUAAGGAGCGCUUGGACGAGGCAUUGAACCAAGUUCGGGCUCAGAUUGCACAAGAUAUACGCAGAAAGGUUCCUGGUGUUGACUUUAUGGACAAUCGUUAUAUCAACAAGGUUGUGCAACGUAGCAACUUCGAGAUUGGAGCGCGGCUGGCCAACUUUUUGGCUACAGGCAACUUGGUCUCGCCCACCGGAUUGGACCUGCAACAGGCUGCAGGUUUUACGAUUGUUGCUGAAAAGCUCAACUGGUACCGAUAUAUCAGUCAUUUCAGAUGCAUACAUCGAGGCGCGUUCUUCGCCGAGCUCAAGACAACGACAGUUCGAAAAUUGUUGCCCGAGGCAUGGGGCUUCUUAUGCCCCGUACACACACCUGAUGGUGCUCCCUGUGGUCUACUCAAUCACCUCUCUCGAUCAUGUCGAAUAGUCACGCGGGAGCUCGACACAAAAUCUAUACCUAGCCUUCUAUCUUCCCUGGGGAUGACCCAACCUUUCUCGCCUUCCGUCUCUGGAAAAGUCAAUAUAUGCGUUCAACUUGAUGGGCGAAUCAUCGGUUGGGCGUCGCCCACACUGGCAAAACGUAUGGCUAACGCCUUGCGAGUCUGGAAAACUGAAGGAACGAACCGUGUCCCUAUGGAUUUGGAAAUCGGAUACGUCCCGCCCUCGAACGGCGGGCAAUAUCCUGGAUUAUAUCUGUUUUCUUCAAGGUCAAGGAUGAUGCGUCCCGUUCGGUACUUGGCCAACGGGAAAGACGAUUCAAUUGGGUCAUUUGAACAGGUCUAUAUGGAUGUUGCAAUUCGUCCUGAGGAGAUUGAAGAGAACGUAUCCACGCAUGUGGAGAUUGAGCCAACCAACUUUAUGUCCAUCCUGGCUAACUUGACGCCGUUUUCAGAUUUCAAUCAGAGCCCUCGUAAUAUCUACCAAUGUCAAAUGGGUAAACAAACAAUGGGCACACCGGCAACAGCACUCCGACAUCGAACAGACAACAAGCUCUACAGACUCCAAAGCGGGCAAACGCCUAUCGUCCGACCAGCGCUUCACAAUACAUACGGAAUGGAUUCGUUCCCCAACGGAACAAACGCCGUCGUCGCAGUCAUUUCAUACACAGGCUAUGACAUGGAAGACGCCAUGAUUCUAAAUAAAUCUGCCCACGAGAGGGGUUUCGGGUAUGGGACAAUAUACAAGUCGCUUAUUGUUGAUCUGGCGGACCAAAGGGGUGCUUCGAGGUCGACAACCCAGCCCAAUUUGCACUUUGGUUUAGGAAGGGAUGUCAAAGUAGAUGAUUCCCGAAAAGCUGUCGUGGACGAUGAUGGAUUCCCAUUCAAGGGCGCGAAAGUACAGCCUGGUGGCGUUAUUGCCGCAUACAUUGAUGACACUACUGGGAGGACAUGCUGGAUCAAGUAUAAGGGCGAUGAAACUGCAUAUAUUGAAGAAGUUCGAAUUCUAGGUAGCGACUUAGGAGAUACGGAGGCACGCAAGAUCCAGGUCACGCUCCGUAUUACCCGUUCGCCCGUUAUUGGUGAUAAAUUUUCGUCCCGACACGGACAAAAGGGUGUAUGCUCUCAGAAAUGGCCUGCCAUUGAUAUGCCAUUUAGCGAGAGUGGGAUGCAGCCAGAUGUCAUCAUCAACCCUCACGCUUUCCCAUCUCGUAUGACAAUUGGUAUGUUUGUGGAGAGUAUGGCUGGAAAAGCGGGCGCCAUGCAUGGACUAGCACAGGAUGCUACACCAUUCAAGUUCAACGAGGAAGACACUGCAAUCUCCUACUUUGGGGAACAACUCAAAGCUGCUGGGUACAACUACUACGGAAACGAACCCAUGUACUCAGGGAUUACUGGCCAAGAAUUUGCAGCAGACAUCUACCUGGGAGUCGUUUACUACCAGCGUCUCCGACACAUGGUAGACGACAAAUUCCAAGUACGAACCACAGGCCCUGUAGAUUCUGUUACUCGCCAACCGGUCAAGGGGCGAAAACGUGCUGGAGGCAUUCGGUUCGGAGAAAUGGAGCGCGACGCGCUUAUUGCACAUGGGACAUCUUUCCUGCUCCAAGACCGCUUGAUGAACUGCUCCGAUUAUUCGACGGCUUGGGUAUGCCGUACAUGCGGCAGUCUCAUCACGCUUGGGUACGAUGAUGUACGACUGGGCGAGACAGUUAUGGGAAGGGAGCAACCCAAGCCAACUGGGCCAGGCGGAGAGUAUUGUCGAGUGUGUCGGGCCGAGGCUGAAGAGGAAGAGCGACUAGCGAGGUCUGAACUGCAAAACGGCUCAGCUCCACGGCCUUCACCCCAUGAAGUACGCGUUGCGCUACCUACCCAAAAUGUGAUUGGAAGGGGCUCCAAGGGAGGGGACAUGGAUGCCGUUGCCAUUCCAUUCGUCUUUAGAUAUCUGUGUGCGGAGCUUGCUGCGAUGGGUAUUGCGGUGUCGGUUGAAGUAGGGCAGUAG
Messenger RNA from Rhizoctonia solani, 3660 nucleotides. Its product is annotated as DNA-directed RNA polymerase III subunit C6. The transcript is spliced from 12 exons. Gene Ontology annotation, cellular component: RNA polymerase I complex; nucleus. NCBI's taxonomy places the organism in Eukaryota, Fungi, Basidiomycota, Agaricomycetes, Cantharellales, Ceratobasidiaceae. The coding region runs from base 1 to 3660 and encodes 1219 amino acids. The record is from RefSeq and is a predicted model, not a curated record. Gene Ontology annotation, molecular function: ribonucleoside binding; DNA binding; DNA-directed RNA polymerase activity. Gene Ontology annotation, biological process: DNA-templated transcription.